AUGGCAAGAACGAAGCAAACCGCAAGAAAAUCAACGGGAGGAAAAGCCCCAAGGAAGCAGCUGGCCACGAAGGCAGCAAGGAAGAGCACCGCCUCAGGGGCAGUUGCUGCUAAAAGGCCGCACCGUUUCAAGGCCGGAACAGUCGCCCUCCGGGAGAUCCGAAAGUACCAGAAAACCACAGACCUUCUCAUCCGAAAGCUGCCCUUCCAGAGACUCGUCCGGGAGGUUGCAAGCGAGCACAAGGCAGACGUCAGAUUCCAGUCUUCCUCCAUUCUUGCAAUCCAGGAGAGUCUCGAGAACUACCUCACAGGCCUGUUCGAGGACAGCAACAGAUGCGCAAUACAUGCAAAGAGAGUCACUCUUAUGGCUAGAGACUUGCACUUAGUAAAUAAGAUAAAAUCAACUAUCAUUGCAUAA
Messenger RNA from Nematocida major, 417 nucleotides. RefSeq names its product histone H3. The transcript has a single exon. The coding region runs from base 1 to 417 and encodes 138 amino acids. The record is from RefSeq and is a predicted model, not a curated record. Gene Ontology annotation, cellular component: nucleosome. Lineage: Eukaryota; Fungi; Microsporidia. Gene Ontology annotation, molecular function: structural constituent of chromatin; DNA binding; protein heterodimerization activity.